Messenger RNA from Penicillium egyptiacum, 1014 nucleotides. Lineage: Eukaryota; Fungi; Ascomycota; Eurotiomycetes; Eurotiales; Aspergillaceae. The record is from the annotation of a GenBank genome assembly.
AUGGUGUCAAAAGCGACUGGUUUAGUGUUGCCUUCCAGACCGAAGUCAAAGCCCACCGCCAAAAACAAUAAAGUAUAUGUGAAUUCUUCGCAUGCUGCUGAUCCCGGUGUCACAAAUGACAGUCCCCCGGUUAAUAGACUGCAUCUAGAAUUUUUCCAUCACUUUGUUACCGACAUCUUGACAUUUCUUGGCUUCGACAGGUUCUCACCUGCGGGCUCUGCUAUCGACAUGACGAAAUACAUCUUGUCUGCGCCAUUUCUUAUGAACCAGAUUCUUGCGUUCGCUGCAUUACAUCUCAGCAUCGUUCACCCGACGAGAUGGGAGUUCUACCAAUAUCAUUCGUCCCAGCUUCAAACGCACGCUCUUUCUGAAUUUAAUGGCGUCAAACUGGACGUAUCCGCCGAAACUUGCGUCCCCAUGUUUCUUUCUUCUUCAUGUCUUGCAAUGCAUGUUCUCACCGAGAAGCUGUUGUCUCGUCCGGAUAGCUUCGAAACGUUUCUCGAUCACUUCAUUCAGUCAUUGAGGAUGCAUCGUGGCGUCCGUGCAGUUACCAGUCAAUCGUGGCAUCUGCUUUUGCAGUCACCGCUUAAAUCUCUGCUUGAAAAUGAAGGAAUGAUGUUAGAUCAAAGUACCUCCGGCAAUGAGUGUCUCGAGCUCCUAGCUCAUGUGGAUACUAUGUUUGACCCAGCGAUCGGCUCUAUCUACCGACAGACGGUCGAGGACUUACAAGAAGCUUAUCAUGCGAGUCGCUCCCCUUUAUCAAACUUCUCCAGAAUUGGCCCAAUCAUUUCCUGGCCAGUCAUUAUUUCUCCAGAUUACAUAGAUCUGCUUUCGGGGCGUCGACCAGAAGCGCUUGCUAUUCUGUCCCACUUCGGAGCCCUUCUACACAUGCACAAUGAGAUGUGGACUUUUGGUAACAGUGGUCUUUAUCUCAUUUCUUCUAUCAAUCAUUACCUUGGGCCAGAGUGGGAGAGUUGGCUGCGCUGGCCGAAUACGUUUAUUCAAGAUGAGUGA